Molecule: messenger RNA, 6361 nt
Organism: Anguilla anguilla (European eel)
Lineage: Eukaryota; Metazoa; Chordata; Actinopteri; Anguilliformes; Anguillidae
Gene: tmtc3
Product: transmembrane O-mannosyltransferase targeting cadherins 3
Exons: 14
Coding region: 595-3381 (928 amino acids)
Biological process (GO): protein O-linked glycosylation via mannose
Cellular component (GO): endoplasmic reticulum
Molecular function (GO): mannosyltransferase activity; protein binding
Source: RefSeq, a predicted model, not a curated record
GCAUGAUACUAGCUUGCUGGCAACACCUAAUGAAAGAACGUGCCGCUUACCGAGCCACCUUCCAUUGAUAGUAGCUAGCCAGUUGCCACAGUCUGUCUAGCGGAAAAUCUAUUAGACAGUUUGUUAGCUAGUUACCAACAUUAACACGAUAAGUGGUCAGCUUUUUCUCUCUUGCAAGUACUUUUCACUUUCCCAAAUAAAAUGCUAUGAAUCAGUGCCCAGUAAUUUAAGAACUGUUCCGAAAAUCUAGCUAGCAAACCAAGUAAGGUUACCCAGUUUAGUAGCCACUGCGUUUUUAGUAGUUAGUCUAGCUAGUUAGGUGAAUAGAUAGUAAUUUUCAAAAACUGACAGUAAUGAACACAUUUGUGUAGUAUUUCCGGCACUAGUGUCACAAAACGUAGGCUACGUUUACUGUAGACUGAAGCAGUUGUAACUUGGCUACUUUCAGUUGAUUUGAUUAAGAAAGUCCAGCGGUGCUGCCAUUCAAAUGUGUAUGGUUCACGCUGCAGACCAAGCACUUCGUUGAAGUUAUGGAACUCUUAUUCUUUACAACAGACUUUACAACUAAAAAGUCUAUGAAGUAUUUGGUUAAAUAUGGCUGCAGUUACGUGGAAAGAGAUUUUCUUGCUGGCCAGCGUUGUGUUGGGCUGCUACUGGAACAGCUUGUCGUGUGGUUUUGUGUUUGACGAUGUCUCGGCCAUCCUCGAUAACAAGGACCUUCGCCCCUCAACUCCUCUUCGAAACCUUUUUCUAAACGACUUCUGGGGAACGCCCAUGUCUGAGGAAAGGAGCCACAAGUCCUAUAGGCCCCUGACGGUACUGACCUUCCGACUGAACUACCUGUUCAGUGAGCUCAGUGCUCCAUCCUACCACCUCCUGAACGUGCUGCUACACGUGGUCGUUUGCGUCAUCUUCUUGCGCGUCUGCCGGCUUUUCCUGGACAAAACCUCCAGCAGAGUGGCUGCCCUACUUUUUGCUGUUCAUCCUAUCCACACAGAGGCAGUCACUGGUGUGGUUGGAAGAGCUGAACUCCUGUCAUCUAUAUUCCUACUGUUAGCAUUUCUGUCCUAUACCAGAUCCAAAGGUUCGGAUCAUUCAAUUGUGUGGAGUCCCAUUGCGUUGACUGUGGUCCUGGUUGCCAUUGCCACCCUGUGCAAGGAGCAGGGGGUAACCGUCAUUGGAAUAUGCUGCGUCUACGAAGUGUUCGUAGCUCAAGGGUUCACCUUGCCUGCGCUGAUGGACACCGUGCUCCAGGUUCUGCGGGGGAAAGAUGGCGUUCCGUACGUGGUUCUGCAGACAUUACUGAAACUCAUCGCCCUUAUUAUCAGCACCCUACUACUGGUCAUCGUCAGGGUGCAGGUUAUUCAGUCUCAACUGCCUGUUUUCACCAGAUUCGACAACCCAGCUGCUGUCAGCCCCACCCCUGCGAGGCAGCUAACAUUUAACUAUCUCCUGCCUGUCAAUGCGUGGCUCCUGCUCAAUCCUUCUGAGCUCUGCUGUGAUUGGACCAUGGGCACCAUUCCUCUUGUGGAGUCCUUGCUGGAUGUCAGGAACCUUGCCACCUUGGCCUUCUAUUGUCUGCUCGGGCUUCUGGCCCUCCAUAGCCUGCGCUACUCUGACCACUCGGCCAAGACUGUCAUCAUGGCCCUGUCAUUGAUCGUGCUUCCGUUCAUCCCUGCUUCCAACCUGUUCUUCCCCGUGGGGUUUGUGGUGGCCGAGCGUGUCCUCUAUGUUCCCAGCAUGGGUUUCUGCAUGUUGGUGGCUAACGGGUUCAGGAUAGUUUCCCAAAGCGGAAAUCUGAAGAAAAUCUCCUGGCUUUGCAUGGCUUUACUCCUCACCACCCAUGCCGUCAAGACAUUCAACAGAAACUGGGACUGGGAGUCCGAGUACACACUCUUCACUUCUGCUUUAAAAGUCAAUAAGAACAAUGCAAAGCUUUGGAACAAUGUUGGCCAUGCUCUGGAAAACCAAAACAACUAUGUAAGAGCACUGAAAUAUUUUCUCCAAGCCACCAGCGUCCAGCCAGAUGAUAUUGGUGCCCACAUGAAUGUUGGAAGAACGUACAAGAAUUUGAACCGAACCAAAGAAGCCGAAGAGGCCUACUUGAUUGCGAAAUCUCUCAUGCCGCAGAUCAUACCCGGGAAGAAGUACGCCACCCGUGUGGCCCCCAACCACCUGAACGUUUACAUCAACCUGGCCAACCUGAUCCGCGCCAACGAGUCCCGUCUGGAGGAGGCCGACCAGCUGUACCGGCAGGCCAUCAGCAUGCGGCCAGACUUCAAACAGGCCUACAUAAGCAGAGGAGAGCUCCUGUUGAAGAUGAACAAACCGGUGGAGGCCCGCGAUGCUUAUCUGAGAGCGCUGGAGCUGGACAGGACAAACGCUGACCUGUGGUACAACCUGGCCAUCGUCAACAUCGAGAUGAAGGACCCCUCGGAGGCACUCAAACACUUCAACCAAGCCCUGGACCUCAACCCCCGGCACAAACUCGCACUCUUCAACUCCGCCCUCCUCAUGCAGGAGUCCGGCGAGCCGCGGCUAAGGCCAGAGGCCAACCGUCGCUUCCUGAUCUACGUGGAGGAGGAGCCGGAGGACGCCAACGGCUACUUCAACCUGGGCAUGCUGGCCAUGGACGAGAACGAGAACGAGGCGGCGGAGCGGUGGAUGAAGAAGGCCAUCUCCCUGCAGCGUGGCUUCCGCAGCGCGCUCUUCAACCUGGCUCUGCUGUACUCGCAGUCUCGCCGCGAGCUGGAGGCGCUGCCCGUGCUGGGCGAGCUGCUCCGCCACCACCCGGAGCACGUCAAGGGCCUGAUCCUGAAGGGCGACAUCCUGAUGAACCACCGCAAGGACACGCGGGGCGCCCGCGAGUGCUUCCAGAGGAUCCUGCGCAUGGACCCGGGCAACGUGCAGGGCAAGCACAACCUGUGCGUGGUCUACUUCGAGGAGCGCGACCUGCCGCGCGCCGAGCGCUGCCUGGAGGAGGCGCUGGCCAUGGCCCCGCAGGAGGAGUACAUCCGCCGCCACCUCGCCAUCGUCCGCGGGAAGAUGGCCGCCAUGGCCGCCGCGGGAGAGCCGCCGGCACCAAAGGGCGACGACCGGAACCCGAGCGAGCCGAGCCCGGGCCCGGGAGGGGAGGGGGAGGGGAAGGGGAAGGAAGUGCCCGGGCCGAGAGGUGCUGGCCAGAAGAAUGAGCGGAAAUCCCCCCACGCCGAACGCAGCGCCAGGAGUUUGAGCCAAGAGCAGUCCAAGAGCCUGGAGCCCGGCCAGCCCGAAAAGAGGACUAAGGCUAAGUCCACAAAAGAGAUUAAAGACAUAGAGGAAAAGAGGGCAGCUGCCCUGAAGAGGCUGGAGGAGAUUGAACGUAUAUUAAGUGGCGAUUAACCUCGUUGCCUUUCUACGGCCGGACUGCUUUUAUACCCCUAUUUAAAGACGAGUGGCGGCUUCCGUUUAGAAACGCGCCGGCAUUCCUGAGCGGGCGAUGACCGCCCCGUGUUUAUGCAUGCUGUCAUGCCUCCCAGCAAGGGCUGCGGCCAUAUCCCUUGUUGCUUUUGCGUGACUUGAGUACGAGGUUAAACGGGCGAAUAAUGGGAACAUCAAGUUAUUCCCAAAAAAAAAAAAAAAAAAAAAAAAGCUUGUUUAGGAAGAGGUAUGACUUUUUUUUUUUUUUUUAAAGCACACGAUUAUUGUAUACACUCAUCUGAGCCCUGAAAUGUGUCCAUUAUGAAUGUCUUGUCAUGCUCCAUUUCUUUAAAAUGAUUGUUUGUCACCUUUAUUUUUUCUUUUUUUUCUUUCUUUUUUUAUGGAGCCCUUAAGGUAACAUGGGGAGAGGUAGUAUUGUAUAGCCUGACUGUAUCGAAAUAAAACACUAUCAAACUACACUUGUUUUCUUGUAUAAAACGCUAUGCAGGAAAACACGCUUUGCAUAACAAGGCUUGUGGCUGCAAACAGCUAUUUGCGGGUGCGCAAUGGGUUAGUCAAUAAAUACAGCAUGUUUCACGAAAGAGUCUCCAUUCACAGCAUUUCCUUUUAUUUAUUUUCAAAGCAUCCCGCAAAGUUUACAAAUCGUGUUCUGUUUAUUUUAAAGAUUAUGUUUACAUUUGCAAACCAUGCUGUAUUUAUGCACAAAUUCUGUUGCUUGCCUGCAAAUAGGCCUAGUAUUUAUUCUCAGAAGGCUUUGUGAGGGAAUGCGGUACUUUUCGAGGGGGUAAAAAUGUUCACCUUAGGGGUUUAUUUUUUUCUUGUGGAUCACUGGAUUUUUGUGUUUUAAUUUUUAGGCUUUUUCUUUUUGUCAGGGUUUAAUUUUUUUGUAUAAACAAGCUUCUACAUGAAUAGAUUGUUUUGUAAAAUGUAAUGAUUGUCUCAUGGUCAAUAAAUGGAAAUGUAUUGCUGAAUCCAAAGCAAGAUCUACAGUAUAUUAAUAUCCCCUGCAGUUGAAUUAUUCGCUGCAGAAGUGCUGCAUUGUCCAUUUUGACUGUGAUUCCCUGUAGCUCGGUUAUGCACUGCCUCACUACUUCAAAAUCCAUUUCUUCUUAGGGGUGUGUAGGUAGCCUUUGCUUUACAUUGUGGGAAAAAACACAUCAACACUAAAGUACUUGUGCUUUCAAAUUUUCCAACAGUGAUAUGGAAUUUCAAGCCCAAAUAGAUUUUUUUAUUAUUUCUGCACAGUUAACGUUUAAUGCAUUGUUUUUUUUAAUGGUUAUGUCAUUUGCUUUUGCUUCUUACUGUUGGGUACGUGUCUAAUCAGAAUAUCUGGUUAUGAGAACUUAAACAGUUUUCCAUCAUCAUCUGCCAGUGUUGACUUAUGCUUUUUUUUAAAUGCAAUGACACAAUUCCAUUUUAUCUCUCUUUAUGUCUAUUUGCAAGUGCUGUUUUACAGUUUCACAGAACUACACCAAAUAUCUGAACUGCAUUUCUUUAAAGAUCUCUGAAUUGACAUGUAUGAUUGAUUGAUUUCUGUUCAAACUGAAAUGCCAUUAGCUCUGUACCGCAAUGUGAAUUUUAUCCGGUUUCAAUGAGUCAUUGUCAUGUGUGUUUGGGCGGUUUGCCUGUUUAUUGUUUUUCACAUUCUUUUUUGGUGAUUAAUUUUGUGCUACUGUACACACCACAAAGAGUUUUAUUGACAAGCAUAUUUCACAUGUACAAAUUUGAAUUGUACUAUCGCUGACUGCAUGGUAUCCUACUCUAACUGUAGUGGAUUUCCCAAGAAUAAUCAUCAGACAUGUAAUGAUCAGAUGCAUCUAUCCUGACGCUCAAGAGCAGUGAGCACUGUACAGUGUAGGAUCUGCCUUUGCAGUUGGCUCUCACCCAUGUAUAAGAACAUGAAUUACGUGUCAAUUAUAAGGCAAAUAUUUCAAUAUAGUAAAGAUACACUGUUGUGCUGGCAAUUGCCUGGGUGGCUAUGGUUGUUUGAAGGGUUUGUAAAUCCUUAUCCAUAUUGUGAACUUGUAUAGCUAAAAAUGUUUUUAUUGGCGCCACUCAAUGGGUAAUGCUAGUGAAAUCUAUGGCAAAGCCUUCUGUUGAUUUAAUUUAUUUUUGUUUUACAUAAAUUGAUGUUUGAAAAUUCCAAGAAGCCAUUAUCUUCGAGCUAAAUCAAGGAGGGGGAGGGGUGACAUCUAGAAUUAAAUUGCUGACAGAAGUGUGAGCAGUCUUUCUUCAGAAAUCGGUUAUCGUAGCACAGCUGAUAUGGGUGCGAUGAGAUUGUUUUUUCAGAUGAGACGUUAAGUGCAGGCAUGACUCACUGUGGUCAUUGACAGCAUGAUGUUUCCUGCUGUCUUGGUAAAAUUUGGAGUCUGUUUUCUUUGGAUUUGUUUUUGGGCUUAAUAUUUUGGUCUAGUUUGUCGAACACUGGGAAUAGUGGCAGCCUGGCAGGUAUUAUUAUGAACAUAAUACUGUCGUCCAUAAUUUGUUCGUCCAUUUUGUUGUGAUUUCACAAAUAUUUAGUCACACACUUGAUGUCGUCUGCAUUAAUGCACAAUGCUGUUGGGAGAGUUUUUUAAAAGUUAAUUGUUAAAGGUAUUCAAGUUUUUGUUAACUUUUCUCCCCAUAUUUGACUUCUAACCAUUAAUUAAAAUUUUUUGGGAUUUGGGGAGCAUUUAUCUGUUUAACUAUAUACAUUUAAAUACAUUGUCUAUUAAAGAAAUUUAACAUUAUUUAAAUGCUUGUAAAAUCUUACACGCCUGUUUUUUUCUGCUUUUUUAUACUUUGUCAUUCAUAAACCCAUGGAUUGUUUUAUGUGUACUGUAUUAACCGAAAACCGAUGUUAUCUACCCAUUUUGGUGACUGAAACUAUAAUGGCCAUUUUUGUCUGAGUGGGUGUGAUGAGGCUUAUCCCUUCAAAAUAAAAGUGGUUAAACGAAUGGAA